CAAAAGCAAAUGCGUAUUUUGGCGCAGGUUCCCGUCAAUUUUUUUUUCAAGACUUGAGAGAAAACUAUUAAUAACAGAACUGUCUCCAUGGCAACUUACAAUACCAGACGUAAGAGGCGCUGGCAGUCUUCUCCUGAUGAAAAAAGGAAGAGAUUACCAGUAAACGAAGAAAAUUCUCCUCGCAAACGUCGGAGAACUCGUACCGGCGACUCUCCACUGAAGAUGCGAUGUGACAACCCUCUGAUUAACUCUGAUGACAAUUCACCAACCUUCAGAGCCACAUCAUUCUACGGAUCAAAGCAAAAAGAUGUCUCGACAACCAUUGAUAAAUCUUCUCGUGUGGUUACUGAAAAUCGUCCCAUUCAGAAUUCAGCACCGACAGCAAGCAGUCCCGAUUCUCAAAGUUCUGACGCAAGUGGAUUUACGAGAUCAUCCAAAAGGUGUCUUGCUAACAAGCCAAAGUUAUCUCCCCCUAUAGUUAGAAGCAAGAGAGUAAAUAAUCAAAAUGAAAACAAGAACUUAAAGAAAGAUGGUUCGUGUAAUGUCAACAAGCAGAAGCGUAUUGUUACAAGUAGUUAUAAAAGACUGUCUGUCGUCAUUUCUCCGUUAAAAUUGACUGACAAGAAAUCAUCUGCACCGCAAGAUGUUCUGAUUACCGAGAAUCCAAAAGGUUCGUUGACACCUGCCGUCCCCGGUAACCAAAAGAAAUUCUUUAAACACAGGUCUCCAGCGUCUGCAUCAAAAUCUGUGGGCAGCGUCAUUGUCAGGAAAGGUUUCAAUCUGAAAUUUAUGCCUCGAAGACUAAAUACAAAUUUCUGGAAGGAAUCUUCGAAAAAGGACAAAGAUAAAAACAAACAGUCGUCGAAAAAGGUAAACGGUUCUUCACGCAGUGUGACAAAGCCAGUAAAAGUUUGUAAGAAUGUCACCAAUGAUACAUCCAGUGUGGUUUUUGAUAUCACAUACGAUUUCCAGCCACUUGAUGACACCGUUAAAAAAACAACAGAAUCGAACAGUACAGGUUCUAAAGCUAAUGAUGAGAAUGAGACUUUGGUCAACCAUUCACCAACGUCUAGCAUUUCGUUGCUGAGUGAGAUUCAUCCGGGUGUGACCGAUUCCUUACAGUCGUGUACGGGGUCGCAGGAUCUUUUCAGCACAGAUGACAGAUCAGAAUUGUCAGAUGUGUGUGCCUCGAGUUCAUCUUCAACAAGUGGAAAGAAAAUGUUCCCAAUCUUUGAUGUUAAUUCAAGGGUUUCAAGUCCUGGCUCGAGUUGUAUGUCUCUGCGUGUUUCCACACGUUCAUCACCACGGUUACAGGCAGUUAUGAAAGAAAAACCGGGCAUGGAGCAAAUGAUACUGGAUGCAGGUCAGAAGAAGUUUGGAGCGACGCAGUGUGACAUUUGUGGAAUGGUGUACACACACGCCGACCCCACUGACGAAACGACCCACGCUAAGUUUCACCAGGGAGUCAUCAGUGCUUUGAAGUUUCCAGGCUGGAAGAAGGAACGAGUCGUCCAGGAGUUUCCGAAUGAAGGCAGUCGAGUGAUUAUGGUGCUGCAUGACGAUCCAAAAUAUGCCACAAAGAAGGUUGAGGAAAUCAACAGGAUUAUGGGUCAAGAACUUGGUUUCCCAGAGCAGACUUCGGCUUUUCGCCCAACAUUCAAGGCUUUCCUGUAUGUAUCUGAUGACAAGACUGUCGAUGGCUGUUGUAUUGCUGAACCAAUCACAGAGGGUUAUCGGGUAAUUCCCGACUCUGAGGCCAACACUCAGCAUGGUGGUCAGCGACCGUGGUGUUGUCAGACUGAGCCCGAACCAGCCGCAGUGGGAAUCAGUCGACUCUGGGUCUACGGCUUGCAGAGACACAAAGGCAUCGCAACCAGACUGGUCGAUUGUGUCAGACAAUGUUUUGAAUACGGAGUUCUAAUUGACAAAGAGAAAACAGCAUUUUCUGACCCAACUCCAGAUGGAAAGACUUUUGCAACCAAAUAUUUUGGGACUGAUGCUUUCAUUGUGUACAAGUACAGACCCUUAAAACACUGAGCAAAUAAGCUAAUUAAAAACUUGGACUGCCAAAAAAAAAAAAAAAUUGGCAUUUAUUUUUUGGAUGUUCUUUAAGUUUUAACUGAAUCAUGAUUGAAAAUACUUUUUUUUUUAAGAAGGCAUACAUGUAUUUGUGUAUCCUUUAUUGCAGCGAUUAACUGUACUGUACUGUACUGUUUUUUCUUUUCUUUUUUUAAGAUAAAUUUCUAAUUACUUGUGUGUGAAUAUAGUGCUAUUUAUAUAUGGGAAAAUAAUUUGUCCACCUUUAAAAUGUGACUCACAAACAAUAUUUUUCAGUUGGGGUAGUUCAUAUGUAACUGGAUUUUAUUUUGGUUUUUUUGUUUGUGGUCUGUAAUAUCAAUGACAUCAAUGAAUGGAUGAAAUAUAGUGAAUAAAAACUCAUUGCCAUAUU
This is a messenger RNA of Gigantopelta aegis, 2449 nucleotides long. RefSeq names its product N-acetyltransferase ESCO2-like. Bases 88 to 2037 code for a protein of 649 amino acids. Gene Ontology annotation, biological process: mitotic sister chromatid cohesion. Lineage: Eukaryota; Metazoa; Mollusca; Gastropoda; Neomphalida; Peltospiridae. Gene Ontology annotation, cellular component: chromatin; nucleus. Gene Ontology annotation, molecular function: protein-lysine-acetyltransferase activity. The transcript has 10 exons. The record is from RefSeq and is a predicted model, not a curated record.